Molecule: messenger RNA, 2413 nt
Organism: Raphanus sativus (radish)
Lineage: Eukaryota; Viridiplantae; Streptophyta; Magnoliopsida; Brassicales; Brassicaceae
Product: probable F-box protein At4g22165
Exons: 1
Coding region: 730-1944 (404 amino acids)
Molecular function (GO): protein binding
Source: RefSeq, a predicted model, not a curated record
AGCUAAAUUUAAAUAUUUUCUAAAUGUUUUAGAAAACAUAAAAUUAUAAUUUAGAUAUUUAGAAAAUACUUAACUUUAGCUUUUAUAUUUUAUUUUUAUUUGACAUAUAAAAUAUCAAAAAAAAUGUUUAGGAUAUAUAAAAAAUAUAACAAAUUAAGAGUUAUGACAUCUAGCAAAAAAUAUCAAACUUAAAAAUUCGUAAAUGUUUAAUAUAAAUAGAAAAAUUAGACUUUAAAUCUAAAAUAAACCAAAAAUAAAACAUCAUAAAUAUUUUUAUUUAUAACGAAAAUAAACUAACACCAAAUCAAAUCAACUAAUUUUAGUUCUGUGUAUCAUUGUUUACUUCAUUUUUUCAAGUAAAAACUUUAAAAAUAAUAAGUGAAAUUUUAUUUAUUGGUUCAAUUGGUAACCGGGUUCCGAGUUUUAGUGGAUUUGGAGUUUAUUAUGUUUCUAAAUAUUGACUUUUAACAAAAUCCAAACCAAAUUUAUCUUGGAACACCGGAUUUAUUGGUUAAACCGCGAAUUCGGAUCGAGUUUUAAAAAAACGGUUGUCCAAGAUGAAUAAGCUGGGCUGAUGAAGCCUAGAUGUAGCCUAUAAAUAAAGCCGGACGCGUCGUCAAAAGUAAAGCAUUCCAAGUUGUAUAUAUAUAUUUUUUUUAAUCAAAGCAUUCCAGGUUGUAUAUAAACAGAAAUUGUGAAGGUAAAAGAAAACGUUUCAAAGGUCUCGAUAUGGAGACAGAGGAGAAGCAUAACCCUAAUUCUCUUGAGCGUCUCAGACCAAGAGAUACACCCAAAUCCUGGUCCGAGCUUCCUCUAGAUCUCUUGAUUUCUGUUUUCAAACGCCUCAGUUUUGUUAAUUUCCAACGAGCAAAAUCGGUAUGUCCGUCUUGGCACUCUGCUUCCAGACAAUGUGUGCCCAGAAAUCAGAUCCAUUGGCUGAUUCUCUUCCCGGAGGACAACAACAACAACAACGACAACAAUCCGUGCACGUUGUUCAAUCCCGAGGAAAAAGAUAAACUUUACAGAACAAAAGAUCUCUGUCUGGAAUUUGCAAAGAGUUUUUGUAUAGAGACCUACAGAAGCUGGCUCUUGAUGUCCAAUCGUAUGCAUAAUCUCUACAUUGUGAAUCUCUUCACCCAUGAGAGGAUCGAUCUACCUCCUGUGGAGGCACAGCAUGGAGUGACAAAGAUUGAGCGAACCUUGGAUGAUGAUGUGUUUCGCAUUACGAGUCACAACGGAAAGGAGUACAAAGGUAUUCGUCGACGAUCUCCAGUGCUUUGGAUUGAUGAGGAAACCAGAGAAUAUGUUGUGUUAUGGGAACUGCGUGGAUUGUGCGUAGUUUACUCUAGAAAAGGAGAUACCUCUUGGAAUCAAAUUCCUGAUACCUCGAGCUGCUGUGACAUGGUUUAUAAGGACUCCAAGCUUUACUUCUUAAGCUUAUUUGGUCAGUUCAGAAUCUUCGAAUUUUCCUCCCGAGAAUUUCCACAAGAAACCUUUCAGUGUGGGGUUGCUGUGGAAAGAUUUCGGUUAGGUAUCCAACUUCGUCAACGAAGUAAUUCCUGGAGCAUUGUUGCUACCAAACUUGUUGUCACAGCAACAGGGGAAGUCCUCAAGGUUGAGAAACUGUGGAAAUCGAGGUCUGAAACCUGGUCCUUCCGGGUUUUCAAAUUCUAUUCAUCAGGAUUCCUGAAGAAACAUAAUCGGAUUUAUUCUUUGGGCGACGAGUCAAUGCUUUUGGAUCAAGGCAUCACAGUUCUCGCCAAUGACACUGAUGGAUUCAUUAAAAAUUCCGUCUACUUCAGUGAUACUCAUGGAAAGGACGUACAUGGCAUCUUUCUUUUUAAUCUCGAGACACAGAAAACAGAGCUGUUGCACAAAUAUGACUGUUCUUCAGUUCAAUUCUCUAGAGCUAGAUGGUUCUUACCAAGUUUUAGGCAAGCGUGACUGAUCUUUGCUAUGUUCUACUCUUCAAUAAUAUGUUUUUUUUUUAUAAAUAUGUUGUUUAUUACUCUAUCUAGCGAUUAUCUCAACUAUGUUUCUUGCCAACGAAUCUCCCAAACUAUUUCAGGCUCCCUACUCUAUUUGGUUCUGCAAAGUUGUCAUCACAAGAAACCACUCAUAAUGCUAGUUGACUUUGGUUUUGUUUUGUUUACGGACCAGCCACUAUUGAGUUGUCUAUGUCUCCCAGCUACUAAUCUUCACCAAACCAAGCAAAGGCUGAAACCAUGAUUUUUGCCAACGUGAGUCUAGAUUCCUGUUGUGAAGUUCACCGCUCCUCCUAAUUGAAUACCUUAAGCAACAGCUAAACUAUUUGUCAUGUGCUAUUCGGAUGUCAUUCCACUACGGGUUCACGCAUUAGCUAUUUGUCAUGUGUCCUUAGAAUGGCUUCCCAUUGAUGUAAAUUUUGACCAUC